UUAUAUCUAGACUUAAUAUUACCGUACAAAUCCGCGGUAGCUCUAAUAGCUUAUUAGCAGUUAUAAGAUUGCAAAAAUGAAACGAAUCAUACACCCGAUAUUGAUGUUAUUUGCAAUAAUUGCAACUCGAGUGAGAGGAGGCUUGGGUGAUGUUACGUUACGUAAUUCAUCGGGUGAAAUUACAUAUGAUAACGUAAGCGUUUCCUCUACGACUUGGAAAUUUCCUGCUGAAUAUAAGGAUAAUCACACACUCUUUAUAUCUGUCAAAAAUGUGUCGAUGCGUGGAUGGAGACCAGAUUCAACCCGUAAAAGCUGCAUAGGAUGGGUGUAUUUGCCAGAAAUGGGUAGGACAUGCAGGCCAUGGGUUAAAUGUCUAUAUUAUCAGCCGUUGGGAUGCAGCCUAAAAAAUACAGUAACUUUCACAACACCGGAUAUAGACGGCGUAGUCUGCGACAACUUCGCAUGGUUUCGUCUGCCAAAAAUGCCAGCGGAAUUGAGGAUAGAUGGCGAUUAUUCUGGUGACAAAUUCGCUCAAUUGCAGUACAAUUAUCUCAAAUGCCCGACGAUGGAGACCGAAUACUCAACAACGGUAACUGCUUCAUCUACCGAUCAAACUUCUUCUGUGACGUCAAACGACGUAACAAGCGAAAAUUUACCACAGAUGCUUCAUGGCGGACCCGAAAUGAUUGUGGCCCUUGCAAUCGCUAUCGGAUUGCUUGUCAUAUCGUGGGUGGUGCUCGGAGUCGUUAUUAUACGAAACCGGUCAAAGGCCACCGCACGCAACCCGGAUGUCAAAGUAACUGAGGCGGAAGAAUCAAACACUCGGGAAAUCGUGGUCAAUGCAAUAUAUGGAGAAAAUUUCGAAAGAAUGGGAGACGAUUCGCAGCAGACUAGCUCGAGUGCUGUGUAUAGCAUGGUCCAUAAUAACUAGCUAACAACUUCCAUACCAGACAUUGACUGGUAACCGGACGAGAUAACGUGGCUCAACCUACGAUUGAACCAUUUUAUCGGCUUUCCUCUCCUAGAGAUGAUUAUUAAAUGCCUACCCAUCGUAUUCUAAUCAAAAACUAUCCAAACCGUUGCUGCUUUGUGUUUAUUGUAUUACGAUGCGCAUAUGCUUAAUUUGCAAAAACCACAUUCGCCGACAACAACAGUAGCGGGAAACUCUAAUUUUCGAUCUUUCAAAUUAGAUAUUUAAACCUUGCUGUCGUUGAUAAGUAACCAACUUUGGCUGCAUGCGAAUUUCUUUCCCCGGUGCAAUUAUCGCUCUGAACUAGGCCAGGUAUAGACAAACACCGGGGAUAGUUCACUAAACGCCGUUAAGUACUUCUAGUAGGCGUUGCAUAACCAUUUUCGCAUAUGUCAUUUCUAACUCCACCUGACUACGUCAUUCAAAAAUUACGUCAAAUUACAUUACACACUACAACGUCACAGUGACAAAAUAAUAAAGUAUGCAAAAAUGUCAUCCUGUGCCACGCCAAUUAGAAGUACUUUCGGCGUUUAGUCAACAUGCCCCAUAUUCCUCCCUCUAAGCUGCGCGACCGCGCAGCCGUCUGUGUAUCCCCGCGCAG
This is a messenger RNA of Styela clava, 1571 nucleotides long. The record is from RefSeq and is a predicted model, not a curated record. Lineage: Eukaryota; Metazoa; Chordata; Ascidiacea; Stolidobranchia; Styelidae.